AUGUUCAUUUUCCUCGUCUGUUCACUAGCGGGCGGGGCUUUGGCGGUAUCUGUCGCGAUUGACGGAUGCGACGUGUCGGUGACUAGCAUGGGAGCAGAGUACUGCAUACAUUGUAGCGACUCUAACAUGCUCCCCACUCCCGACGGAACUGCCUGUGCUCUUAGCUGCGGAACCAAUGAGGGUAUUAAGGACUGCGUAGCCUGCGGAACGGGUAAGUGCUCGAAGUGCGCUACCUCGGGUAGUUCUACUCUAGUGCCUACAUCCGAUGGGCUGAAGUGCGUUUCCAAGUGCAAUACUAGCCGUUCAACUGGGAUAGAACACUGUCAGACUUGUACCGGGAUUCUUCAGCAACUUCAGUGCACCACGUGUAACAGUCCUUAUACUCCGUCGUCAGACAAGAAGUCCUGCGUGCUCCUUUGUAGUGGUGUCACGGUAGACAAUUGUCAGGAGUGUGACAGCGGUGCUACCACAUGCAAGACAUGCCAGCCCGGCUAUGCCCUCUCUGCCGAUAGAAAGUUCUGUUAUCGGACCUGUGGCACAAGUGGACCCAUUCAGUAUUGCACAGGGUGCAGAGAGCAGGUGUGUACAGCGUGCAAUAGUCUCACAUAUCUUAAGAAUAACCACUGCGUCUUGCGAAGAGGUUUGGAAGAACCCUGCUCUGCCGACGACCCCUGUCACGUUUCCCUAAGGUGUCUCUUUUCGGGGCUGGGGCUAGAGAAUGGGACAAAAAAGUGCUUUCCAGCCUCCUGUGCUCCCGCGUCAUCUGAUCCUGGAGUGCACUCUGUCUGUCACGGUCAAGGGACGUGCAGGGACACAAGUUUCAAUCUGGAAAGCCAGUCCUCUGCAGGCACGUGUGCUUGCCUAUCAGCAGACUUGUCUUCUGGCGAUAACUGCGGAGUCUGUAUCAAUUCCACUCUUACACCGAGCUAUAUCGCAGUUGGGACUUGUGUGGCAAAGCAGGGCCCGUACGAAAGCUGCUCUUCGUCACUUACCUGCCAGCCCGGUCUUUCAUGUUACAUGAACUAUCAGUGUGUCCCAGACGACUGUAUUUCUGGUAAUAUUCUCAAUAAACUUGUAUGCGGUAAGGCUGGAAGUUGCGGAGAGGCAAGCUUUGAUUUUAGCUCAAAUAAGUGGACUGCAACCUGUGUAUGCUUUGACCCUAGACGGAAACCGAGUGAAAAGUGUACUAAAUGUACAACUGGAGACCCUGUUGGGAUAACCUGUGCCAAUACAAAUUGCGUCGAAAACAAGAUUGUCUGUAGUGGCCACGGUUCCUGUAAGGAAGAUGGAUCAGGAUGCGACUGCGACGAAGGAUUUGCGCCUGUCACUGUCACUGCCAAGCAUCGCUGCUAUCCUUCCACUUGUGGCGGAACCCCGUCUGACUCCGGUACCUACUGCAACAAUGGACUGGGAACCUGCUUGCAGCAGUUAGAUAACAGUUAUCUCUGCGCGUGCCCUGCCGGCUAUAGAGGCGUGGAGACCCACGGGAACACAAGAGCCGCCGCUGGCUUGGACGGGUGCGUACCGUGGUCAUGUUACCCGAUGCUUAACGGGAGUAUUUGUGGUCCAUUCGAUGGAGGAACAUGUGGGACCACUGCAGCUAGAAGUCACGCAUGCACCUGUCACUCAGGCUUUAAGCUGACAGACAAGGGCUGCCUUCCGGAGAAGUGUGGUCCAAAACAGGACGGUAGUGUCUGCCUAUCCAAGGGGAUAUGCAAGAGCAACGGCGGCAUUUGGACCUGCGAAUGCCUCGACGGCUAUCGCGUGACAGACGCUGGCUGCCUUAAUCACCGCUGCAAGGCCACAAGCGCUGGAAUCCCUUGCAAUGGCCACGGUGUCUGCCAGGAUAAUGUCAGAUGCAAGUGCUCGUCAGGCUACGCAGGCCCCACCUGUUCCAUCACAACAGUCGCACUCGCCGCGGCAAUAACGGUUCCGAUUCUGGUCCUGUUUGUGGUCGGGUUUCUGACAUACAUCCUUGUGAAGCGAGCGAUUGCAAAGCGCGAACAAGCCAAAGUCAUGAACCGAAUGUUCCCUGUUAUCCCCAGCAGGAAGAAAUGA
Messenger RNA from Giardia duodenalis, 2058 nucleotides. Its product is annotated as High cysteine membrane protein. The record is from RefSeq and is a predicted model, not a curated record. Lineage: Eukaryota; Fornicata; Diplomonadida; Hexamitidae. The transcript has a single exon. Bases 1 to 2058 code for a protein of 685 amino acids.